AUGAAGACUACCGGACUCUUGACCAUCCUUUUCACCUCAAUGGCUGCAACAGCCAUCGCCAGUCCUAGCGCCCUGCCUAUGGGAGUUGAGGUUGUCGAACGCGACGGCAAGACUAUUGUACGGGAAGUGCCACAUGCACUUUUGAGCCGCGGCCUUGAACCCCGAUGCCGAGAAUGUGUCGGCCAAGGUGGCUCAUGCACUAUCGGUGAUGGCAGUUGCUACGCUGAGGACCCCCCACUUUACUGCACAUGGUGCGGUGACAAGUGUGGAUCUCGUUGUGUCCGCCAGGGACAGACUUGCCAACAGACAUGUGUUUAG
This is a messenger RNA of Fusarium venenatum, 318 nucleotides long. RefSeq lists its product as uncharacterized. Lineage: Eukaryota; Fungi; Ascomycota; Sordariomycetes; Hypocreales; Nectriaceae. The record is from RefSeq and is a predicted model, not a curated record.